ACACCAGAUCCUUGGAAAAGUGGUGCUAGAAAUACAACAGAAAAAUAAAAGUCAAUGUUUAAAGCCCUUGCAAAAACAACAGAUCAUCAACAAUAUCAGAGGGAGGAGGCAGAAAAGCUGGUGAAAAUAAACUUCUUACUGCAAAGAAUAACAGAUUUACACCAUAUCAGCAGUUCACAAAGUGUAAGAUUUGUAAACAAGUUGUUCACCAAGUUCAUUCACAUUACUGUCAAGGUUGUGCUUACAAGAAAGGAAUUUGUGCAAUGUGUGGCAAACAAGUUUUAGAUACAAAGGAUUACAGGCAAACUUCUUGUUAGUUUUUAGCUAUUUGUUCAAUUUUUUUUUUUAUUAAACAUGGCAUUUGAUGAAGUCAGCAGUCCAGUUCUUGCUAAAAAAUUCUCUGCAAUUGAUUUUAAUGCAGAAGAAUAUGUUAAAAGUAUUCUUUCGAAGUGUGAUAUUUAUCGGACUUUAUAUGAUCAGCGUAAUAACAUCCAGACUUUGGGAGAAGAGACAGCUGUGUCACUUAAAAAGAAUGUGUAUAAGAAUUACCGACAGUUCAUUGAUACAGCAAAAGAAAUUUCGUACUUAGAAGCUGAAAUGUACCAACUUAGUCAUUUGCUAACUGAACAGAAAGCAUUAUUGGCAGAUCAGAUUGAAACUGUAAUUUUUGACCAGCCUAAAGCUGUUUUAGUCCAGAAAGAAGAAAAAAACGAAGAGCAAAAUAGUAAAAAAAAAGAUUUUAUUGCAAGUUUAAAAGCCACUAAGGAUGUGAUUAAUCAGUUAAUUUUAAAGGAAUUAAUUCUUAAUGGUGAACUUACAGAAUACGACCCCGAAACUUAUUCUUCGAUCCAUAAGAUAAACGCAUGGCUUAUGACGGAUACGUUACUCAUAACCACCCUUUUGAAUAACGGAAAGUCUACAAUUUUAACCACAUUUGAUUUGAGCGAUCUUGCUGUUGUUAACGUCAGAGAUGGGCAAGGUGCUAAAAACGCUUUUAAAGUUUUGUAUGCUCUUGAAACAAGAAUGUUUAGCGCUCCUACAAAAGACAUGAAACUGGCAUGGCUUGAUAAAAUUGAUCGUGCUAAAAAAAAUUAUGGCAAAACUGUACUGCUUGAUCCACCUAAAAUGAUUGACAAGACAGAUAAAGAUAAAAAAUCCGAAGGGGAAACAGAAGAAAAAAAGAUAAAGCCGACUAUAUCUACAAAUUUUCCUAAAAUUAUCGAGUCUAAAUCAUUUCCAAAUUUACUAAACGCCGAUUGGCUGAACGAACUCCCAGAGGAUCUUGAUAUGAGUAUUGCACAGCGUGACUUUGAAGGUGCAGUUUUAUUAGUAGAAAAAGCUCGAAAUUAUAUUUCUGGAUUUCCUGAAUCUCCUGGCUUAUUAGAAAUAAAAAAAAAUAUUGAUUCUCGCGUUCAGACUCUGAUUGGUGCUUUUGAAAAAUCAUUGGAUAAUUCAAACUCUUCCAGACACGUGAGCCUAAGGUCUAUUCGUGUGUAUAUUUUGUAUCUUAUUAGGCUUGGUCAAGCUAAACUAGCCUGCAAGUUAUUUUUUCGAAAUCGCGGGUUUGAGAUAAAAAACAGCUUUAAACAGCUCAAAAUGGAGGGAGCAGUUACCAUGUACAUUGCGAAGCUUGCUGAAGUGUUUGUUAAUGCUUUGAUUGAAACAGGAAAAGAAUAUAAAAAAAUCUAUCCUCAAAAUAAAAAUGCAUCCGCUUAUCUUGUGUGGGUUCAUAACGAGCUGCAAUGUUUUACAGACAAGUUUUCCCGCCAGGUUUUUACUCGUAGCACCAACAUAUCUACCAUUGCCGCUUGCGUUCACAUAGCCUUAACUGAAUGUCAAAGGCUCGAAUCCAUCGGCGUUGAUUUAACUUUUGAUAUUCAACACAUGUUGCUGAAAGAUGUAAUGGCUAUUGUAUUUGAUACUAGAGAUCAAUUGCUUGAACGUGGAAAAAUGCGCGCUAUGGAGGAUACUUGGGAUGAAAUUGACUAUUCCAAAAGUCCGGAUAGUUUGAAUGAUUUAAAAAAUGAGUUCGAGUUGCUUAGGCUCGAAGGAAUCGAUGCAUAUUUUAGAGGAAACGUUGUUUGUCUUAGCUCCUCGACUCUUAUAUUUGCAAAGGACAUCCUUGCAUUUUUAUUUGAUGGAAUGCAAUUGUACAGUUCAGAACUUCAUUGCACUUUUAUACGAUGCUUAGUGGAUAUUUUCAAAGCACAAUCUAUUCAGUUUGAAAGUCUUUUGAAAGAACAAAUUAUGAAGCCAAAAAGAAACAUGAUUUUUGUGAAUGCGGAAUUCGUGUUUAGUAAAGUUUUAUCAUGUAUUGCUACUCAGUUGGAAGGUUUGGUUCGAAACGAUAUUGCAAUUUUGUUUGAUAUUAGUGAAGAAUUGACAAAGCUGCGCAAGUUUUUAUUAUAAAAAGUUUCUAUAAGUUGUCUUAAGUACGUAACUAAAUAUAUAUCUAUAAUUUGAUUUAAUAUUAUCAUUAUUAUAAGUUGUUAAUUUUCCUUAUUUAUUCGUUAAUAGAGUAAAUGUUUAUUUGGUCA
This is a messenger RNA of Hydra vulgaris (swiftwater hydra), 2537 nucleotides long. RefSeq names its product exocyst complex component 8. Gene Ontology annotation, cellular component: exocyst. NCBI's taxonomy places the organism in Eukaryota, Metazoa, Cnidaria, Hydrozoa, Anthoathecata, Hydridae. Gene Ontology annotation, biological process: intracellular protein localization; Golgi to plasma membrane transport; exocytosis. The record is from RefSeq and is a predicted model, not a curated record.